UGCGAAGGCUCUUUAAAGGUCUAAGGCUAGGCAGGCUCCAGGCUCAAAGAGCUAAUGGGGCGGUCAGUGUGAUGCCUCCCUAGCUGGGUCUCAAGGGCCACUUCUCUGUGCCAGGAAGGAGCUGUCCCAGUGGGAGUCGUCCCAGCACACCUGAAGGGCAACACCUUCCACCUGCCUCCAGGAAUCUGGCAGGGAAGCAACACAGAGCUGAGCAGCAGUGCUUCAGGUUGGUCCAGUUUCUUCCCUGGAUUCCACCUGUGGUUGCCACACAGCUAACAGGGAGUGAGCCAGGCAGGCAGGCCUGACGGACAGACGGACUCCCCAUUUGAAACAGUUGCCACUCCGUUGGGUUGGCUGGCAUCCACAGCCCAAGAGUGAGCAGGAAGGCCACCCUUGGAAGUUCGACAUGGGCACAGGGAGGUGGCAGUGACCCAGAGCUCCUGGCAGAGAGAAGAGGCCAUGGAAGGGAGACCACUGCACCUGGAAACUCCAACCGUGCAUCAUGCCAACCUGAAUCCCAGCCCUUGUGCCUCACCAUCUGUCCUGCCCAUCGUGGCCCAACCUCCCCCACCAGAAGAGACCAUUCGAGGAGUUGCCUUCAGACCCUACCCUACAGACUCCAGAGUGGGUCCUGUACCCUGCGUGGCUCGUGAGAGCUCAAGGGCCUCCUCCACUCCAACAUUCAAGGCGUCUUGGAGGAUGGGCCAGAAGAGGUUGGCCCUCAUUGUCUGCAUCUUAAUCCUCAUUGUGCUUCUGGUGGCCCUCAUCCUGCUAUUCUUGUUCUGGCGCUCUGGCACAGGCAUCGUCUACAAGGAGCCUGCCGAGAAAUGCGACAGCCACGCGGUGCGCUGCAAUGGGAUCGCCGACUGCUCUCAGCGGAGCGACGAGCUGGACUGCGUGCGCUUCGCCGGAAACGAGUCCUUUCUCCAGGUCUACUCGGGGCCCAAGAAGCGGUGGCUGCCCGUGUGCAGCAAAGACUGGACGGAGGAUUUAUCCAGGAAGACUUGCCAGCAGCUUGGAUUCCUCAAUGCCUCCCUAACAGAUUAUGCCCGUCUCUCGUGGUCUGGGAACAGCUUCACAGCGGGAGAAGUGAACAGCACAAUCCAGCAGAGCCUCAGCAGGUCUCAGUGUGGCACUGGAAAGUAUGUUUCCCUGCGAUGCACAAACUGCGGGCAAACAAUGUCUGGCCGCAUUGUUAAAGGCAACGAAACAACAAUCAAUAAUUGGCCUUGGCAAGUGAGCCUGCACUAUGGGUCGAUUCACAUCUGUGGAGGGACCAUCAUCGAUGCUCAGUGGGUCCUCACAGCAGCUCACUGUUUCUUCAGGAAUAGUGUGAAGAUCCUGGACCAGUGGACGGUGUAUGCAGCCACCAACCUCAAGCACCUGCCUACCGCGGGCAUACCUGUUUCGCACAUCAUCAUCAAUGCCAACUACAAUGAUGAUCAUGAUGACUUUGACAUUGCGCUGCUAAAGCUCUCGAAGCCUCUGCCCUUAUCAGCCAAUGUCCGCCCAGCCUGCCUUCCCAUUGAUCAGAAGUUCCUGCCUGGGAGGACCUGCUACAUCACAGGCUAUGGCAAGACAAAUGAGAAUGAAGAGAAUACAUCGCCAAAGCUGCGGGAGGCAGAGGUGAAGAUAAUUGACUACAGACUCUGCAACAGCCAGAAUGUCUAUGACCACUACCUGACCCCACAGAUGAUGUGUGCUGGGUACUUGAAAGGGGGAAGAGAUGCUUGCCAGGGUGACAGUGGAGGCCCCCUGGUCUGUAAUGACAGCUCCCGUUGGUAUUUGGCUGGCAUCACCAGUUGGGGGACUGGCUGUGGCCAGAAGAACAAGCGUGUCUACACGAAGGUCACAAAGCUGCUUAGCUGGAUUUACAGCAAAAUGGAGAGCCAGAGCCAGACUGACUGA
This is a messenger RNA of Lacerta agilis (Sand lizard), 1908 nucleotides long. RefSeq names its product transmembrane serine protease 13 (gene TMPRSS13). Gene Ontology annotation, biological process: proteolysis. The record is from RefSeq and is a predicted model, not a curated record. Gene Ontology annotation, molecular function: protein binding; serine-type endopeptidase activity. Lineage: Eukaryota; Metazoa; Chordata; Lepidosauria; Squamata; Lacertidae. Gene Ontology annotation, cellular component: membrane.